AUGCUUCUGCUGAACGGCGCUCGCCUCUCGAAGGGGCACGUGCACCUUGCAGCCGCCUUGUUCCUGGUCGCUUGUCUCGGUUUGUACCUACAGGUACCGAGUGGUCAACGUGCGAUCGCCCUUCGACCCUGGGAUUCGGCCACGAAGACGACUCCAGACAAGCUGGGUAUACCAAGCGCAUCUCCAGCCCCCGCCGAGGACAGGAAGCAACGGAGCAGUCCCAAAUGCGACGAUCAUCUUCACGCGGGUUACCUUCGAGCGUUCGUCGAUCGAGCCACCGAAUAUUGUGGUUCGGGUUCUAGCGCCAACAUGACAUGCCUGAGUCACACCGUAUAUGAGAAGACUGACGUUCUCUGCUUCGCUGGACCCGCUCGCAUCGACGUGCCGCAGAAGUCCAUCCGUCUAGGGUGCGAGCUUCGGGAGUGGAAGGAAGAAGAUGCCGCCGGUGGCAUACCUGUGUUUGACCAGUUCCCCGUGUACUGGUACAACACAGGACCUGGUGUCAUCUUCCGAGAUCACAUCGAACUCGAGGACAUUCGAAAGCAAGGGUCUGAAGGAUGGAACAAUCAGGUGGAAGAUCAUACUAUCCUCGUCCAGCGAGAAGGUCAUGCCAACACGUGGCAUUCUUUGAUGGAAAUCAUGUCUUUAACUAUGUCACUGGACAUCUUGCGUGAGACUAUGAAUCCACAGACUGGACUCCCAAGCUUCACCGAUGAAGAUGCACGGACAACACAGCUGUUGAUACUCGACGAUCAUCCGGACGGGCCGUAUUUUGACCUAUGGUCGUUAUAUGCUCACAAGCCACCGGUCAGAUUCUCAACAUUGCCUCCAACAGCAUCUUGGUACAGCAACAUCAUUAUUCCUCUCGCCGGGAGUAGUAAUCCUUUCUGGCAGGCCGAAUGGGUCAGCUACAACUGCGGCGAGUCUGUCCUCCUGCAGACCUUUUCUCAGCGCUUGUUGUACUUCUACCAGAUUGCGAACAGCGCGCCCAGAUCGACAAGGCAGCUUGUGUUGACAUUCGUCGAUCGCAAAAAGAGCCGCCGAUUGCUCCAGAAAGUCGAGUAUCUCGAGGCGUUGGAGGCCAGAUUUCCGCACAUGACCAUCCGUCUUGUGGACUUCGCCGAGCUAGACCUCGCUGAUCAGAUCCAGAUCGCGCACUCUACGGACAUCCUAGUCGGCGUACAUGGAGCUGGUUUAACGCAUGGGAUGUUCCUACCCCAUAGAUCGGCGAUCGUAGAGAUACAACCACCAGGGCUGGUCAACGUCGGCUUUGACCUGAUGGCCAAAUCGCUCGGGCACCGGUACUACUGUCGUCACGGGAGUGAGCACGACUCAUCCGACAACACUGGCGACUGGCACCAGGAUGACGUUUUCUUGGACAAGCACACCUUUUUGGACGUGGUUUCAGCCGCGAUCAAUGACCCUAGGUCGUACUUCGAGACCUAG
Saxophila tyrrhenica is the source of this 1446-nucleotide messenger RNA. RefSeq lists its product as uncharacterized. Gene Ontology annotation, molecular function: protein O-acetylglucosaminyltransferase activity. The transcript has 2 exons. Lineage: Eukaryota; Fungi; Ascomycota; Dothideomycetes; Mycosphaerellales; Extremaceae. Bases 1 to 1446 code for a protein of 481 amino acids. The record is from RefSeq and is a predicted model, not a curated record. Gene Ontology annotation, cellular component: endoplasmic reticulum lumen.